Molecule: messenger RNA, 2008 nt
Organism: Tachysurus fulvidraco (yellow catfish)
Lineage: Eukaryota; Metazoa; Chordata; Actinopteri; Siluriformes; Bagridae
Gene: mbpa
Product: myelin basic protein a
Exons: 6
Coding region: 132-530 (132 amino acids)
Biological process (GO): myelination
Cellular component (GO): compact myelin; cell periphery; internode region of axon
Molecular function (GO): structural constituent of myelin sheath
Source: RefSeq, a predicted model, not a curated record
CGCCUCAUAUGCACCAAAGACUAUAGAGAAGCUUACUGGGGUGUCCUCAGAGCGGAGACAGGGCUGAACUGAGAAGGACGUUGGCAGGCCGUGCAGAUUGUUGACCCAGGCUCAGAAGAUCUACAUCCAGAAUGGCUACUGCAGGCACCUCAGGGCUUGGACGCAAGAAGAAGGCUCCUGGUCUCAUGGAUCAGAUUGGCAAGUUCUUUGGAGGUGAUAAGAAGAAAAGAGGAAAGGGUUCAUUUCGUGGUCAUCUGUCUUCCUCACCACCAAGACCUCAACAUUCCUCAUCCCGACGUCGUGGAGAUGUGAACCCUGUCGUCCAUUUCUUCAGGAGCUUUGUGUCCUCUCCUCGCCCUAAGUCAAGGUGGAGAGAACUCUUGGGCCUGGCUUCACCAUCAGCACGUGGCUCAGAGAGUAUCAGAUCACCCCACAGACGCCGUCGAGAACAGAACACACUCUCGAGAAUCUUCAAUCUGGGAGAAAGUAGAUCUCGUUCUCCACCAAAACGCUGGAGCACCAUCUUCUGAGCCCUCGAGUGACACGAGAACGAGCCAGAUAGAAGAUAAGUGAAAGGAUGUGGAGGAGGAAGGAAAAGCAGAGGGUCUCUGCCUUGUGGACUCACACUUUGCUUUGCAUUUAACAGACUAAUAUUGGCCACCUUCGCUUAUUAGACAGUGAUACAAUCCUGAAAUCGGAAAGUAUUUACCUACAGAGUGAUAAGAACGAGGGGUGUGCUGGUGAGAUUCAGUGUUUAUGUGCCUUCAGCCAUAUUUCUAUAGCAUUUAGACAAAUAAGUGCCUUAAUAUCAUCAAAUAUACAAUAUAAAUGAAGAAACUAUUUAAAAAAAAGUUAGGAUCAAAUUUGAUUUGUACCUAUUCCUCAUACCAAAAGUGAUCAAACUGAUGAUAUUGUACCAACAUGGCAACCUCCACGACGGCACACAAGUCCAAUUGAGUUUCAUUUAAGUAAUAAAAGUAAUAUAAAUCGAUAUAAAGCCACCUCCUACUUGAUUUUACUUAAUAUUAUGCAAAGCUGCAUCAGUAAUCAAUAGUCUUAUUUUCAUCAAAGUUUGUUUUCAAUCACUUUGUCUUUCCUCCAUGUGAAAUAUACACCUAGUGUAUUUUUUUUUCUUUGAUACUUUCAAUAUCUUUCAUCCUCUAAUCCAUAUAAUACUGUGAGAAAUGAUUCCAGGUUGUGUUAUGUAAGUGUAGCGUAUUUUUGGAUCGUCCGUGUUCCUUGUGGUUGUCAAGUGUCCUGUCUUGUAUAGUUUGUUUCUAUGUUUAAAAUGAUUUGGCAUAUAGGAUUUUGGACUGUGUUUUGCCACUUAAGACCUCUUUAUAACAUUUCAGUAUUGUAUAUGUUUAAUGCAUGACAAUAAAAUAUCAAUUUGUUUAACAUUAAUUCACAAAGAAACAUGCAGCAGAUACUAAAAUCGCAAGUCUCUGAACUGGAAAAGCAGUAUCCAAGCCAGCAGAGAUGCCCUUCAUUUGCACUGAUGUAGUUAAAUAUUGAUUUUAAUGGCUUGAGAAAUACACUGAGUGGAAAUGUUUUACUUUUCUGUAUUUUUGUAUAAUAUAUCCAAAAUAAGAAAGGAUCAAAAAAAUUCCAGGAUGGCAGAUCUUCAAAGGUAGAGGAGGUGCAUGAGAGGAAAUGAAAAGUGAAAGAUGGAUCUGAGGAAAGAUACGAAUGACGGUGAAAGGAAGGAUAGAAUAGUGAUGAGAAGAGUGAGAUUGAUUUUAUUCAACUUUCUGUUUAUAAUGUGUCCUCAUAUUGUGUUUUGUGUCUCCUAGAACUUUCAUGCAUGUACUGUUUAUAAAUGAGUGCUGAAGAGAUAAAUAAAUUUCAGUUAUUCUCCCCAUCAGCGCUUUAUAUGUCCCAAAUGGUGCUACAGAGUCAUAAUGCAAAGAAUAUUUGAGUAAGAGUGGCCAAGUUUUUAAGUUAUGAUCUGUAAUACUUUUAAUCAGUGGAUAUUUUAAGUAACAACAAAUAAAAAUUCCUAAAUAUA